AGGUAAGAACUAUUGAUAAAAUAUUAACACUACACUUAAAGGGCUUCACUAAAUGAAAUAAUAAAAAAUUAUCAUCAUUAUUGGUGAUAAAUCAAGGUUUGCACAAGAAAUCAACGUCAAGAUCUAGACAAUGUUAUAUUACAAGGAUUAGGAUCAAUCCACGUUUGUAGUUGUUGAAAACACACUGGAAACAUGAUUGGGAACUGGAGCGAAGGAAAAAUACUUGUAAGUUUUUGUAUAGCUUUUGUAUGGAACAUUGGGUUUGUUACAACACAGACAACCACAACUAAUUGUACAACAGGAGAAAUAAUAGUCAGUGAUUGGGACCCUGAUAUCGUCAAAGAUUACGAUGGAGACCCACCUGCGUAUAAAGAAACGUGGGACGUUGCCCUCAAAGUGACAUUCUACACCAUUGCUAUGGUGUUGGCGAUUCCAGGGAACAUUGUCGUAAUCAUAAUCAUAGCCAAGAGCAAGCGAAUGCGGACAAUGACAAACUUGUUUUUGGUGAAUCUUUCAAUAUCUGACCUAAUGGUGGCGCUGGUGUGUAUGUGGGCACAUAUGGGGGUAGGGAUUGCCCCAGAGUGGCCAUUUGGGUCAUUUGUCUGCAAGUUCAACUACUUUUGGCAAGUAAUUGCUGUAACAUCUAGCGUGCUGACGUUGACCUUAAUUUCUGGAGACCGUUUCUUUGCUAUAGUAUUUCCCUUGAAAGCAAGAAUGACAGAAAAACGGGCUGUAUUCUUAAUCAUCACAACGUGGAUCAUAUCUAUUGCUGUGGCAACCCCGCAUCUGUUCUCCAGGAGAAUGUUCCAGUUGAAUUGGAAGAACCGAGUGGAGACAUGGUGCACAGAAGACUGGCCAAAGGUUGCCCUCGGGAAAAUUGAUGGUACAUGUAAGUGGGACCAACCACAAAGGAGGAUAUACUACACAUGUUUUGUAGUGUUGAUGUACUUCAUACCUGUCAUUGUAAUGAUAGUGGCAUAUACCAUCAUUGUAUAUGCCCUGAAUAAGAAGAAACCAGGAGAACAAACACGUAGAUUGAUCACACAACACGAGACUGCACGAAAAAAGGUUGUCCGAUUAUUGCUGUCUGUUCUCUUGGCAUUUAUUAUAUGCUGGACCCCUCAACAAGUGUUCCUCCUGUAUGAUGUCUAUAGACCAGCAACAAAAUUACCCCAAUGGGUGUUCAGAGUAAAGUACUGGGCGUUAGCAUUGGCUUACUUCAACAGUUCUCUCAACCCCAUCAUAUACGCUGGACUGAACAGCAACUUUAGGAAAGGCUUCAUUGAGGCCAUUAGAUGCCGCCUUGUAGCAAAGAAUGUGAAAGUUGCACCUCUAGAUACAAUACAAGGCCAGAGUCAAACACAGACACAGACAACACGUCAUAAUGCAGUCCAACCAAUAACAAGUCAACACAAUGAAAAACAAAAAGUGAAAAUGGAGAUUCGGACAGAGGAAUGUAAUACUGUUGUGCGUACUGAAACAUUGAUGGUAGAUAAGGACAUGCUGGUUGAACAACCUAAUGAACAUGAUAACACAACUGUUAAAGAGCACCGAGAAAAUAAGAUAUUUGAGGUGGUCAUAACAGAUGAACAAAACAAGACAUCGUGAUCUCAAAGCAUUCAGGAUUGCCGUCAUCAGUUUUACCAACAUGUGUCAUAAGAAAAUAUGAUCAUCAGAUGUUCCUGGCCCACCCAACUCGAGACAUAGGGGAGGGAUAAUUGUAUAUAAAUGUAC
Molecule: messenger RNA, 1734 nt
Organism: Owenia fusiformis
Lineage: Eukaryota; Metazoa; Annelida; Polychaeta; Sabellida; Oweniidae
Source: the annotation of a GenBank genome assembly